Messenger RNA from Hyla sarda, 988 nucleotides. RefSeq names its product arachidonate 5-lipoxygenase activating protein (gene ALOX5AP). Gene Ontology annotation, cellular component: endoplasmic reticulum; nuclear envelope; membrane. The record is from RefSeq and is a predicted model, not a curated record. The coding region runs from base 76 to 561 and encodes 161 amino acids. Gene Ontology annotation, molecular function: glutathione peroxidase activity; leukotriene-C4 synthase activity; glutathione transferase activity. Lineage: Eukaryota; Metazoa; Chordata; Amphibia; Anura; Hylidae. The transcript has 5 exons. Gene Ontology annotation, biological process: leukotriene biosynthetic process.
CCUCUAUAUCUGCAGUGCACACGGUGAAGCAUCAGUCACCAGACAGCAAGACGUCCGUCGGCGCUUUUCUGAACAAUGAAUCAAGAAAUAGUUGAGAAUAUUGUCCUCCUGGUGAUAGUUACGUUGAUCAGUGUGCUCCAGAACAUGUCUUUUGCAUAUAAAGUGGAAAAUGAAUCCAAGAAUCAGCAAUCCAAGACCUUCCAGAGAACUGGUUCACCUGCCUUUGAGAAAGUGUACACAGCAAACCAAAACUGCACUGAUGCAUACCCCACAUUCCUAGCUGUGAUGUGGUGCGGUGGUGUCCUCUGUAGCCAAGCGCCUGCAGCCUUUGCUGGACUCAUGUACUUGUUUGUUCGGCAGAAGUACUUUGUCGGGUACCUAGGAGAGAAGACACAGAGCACUCCUGGAUACAUUUUUGGAAAACGCAUUAUAUUUUUUCUGUUCGCCAUGAGCCUGGCCGGGAUCCUGAACUAUUACUUUGUGAUCUUCUUCGGAAAUGAUUUGAAGGAUCAUAUGAGUGUAUUCAGUAAGAUUCUCUCCUCCUUACUGCUUAUACCGUAAUUCUGAAGAUUGUUUUUCUUCCAUUAAUGUUAAAAUAAAGGCUUGCUAUACACUGAGACAUGUAAGAAGAUGUCAUUGUGGAAGUCGGUAAGAUGAGUUCCAUCACUUGUUGGUAUACAGUGAGCCUUCAAUAUAAAGCAUAUGAAUCGCUUUUUUUGUCCAACACUUCGUUUUUUAAUCCAAUGUAUCUAAAAAAAAAUAAAAGUGACUUGUGCAAAGAGUCUUGGGUAAAGUAUAUCCUACAGUUUUGUGUCUAUAGUUUCUAUUCAGAUAUAUACGUGUUUUCAUGACUACAGAUGACAAAGCCUUUUAUAGUCUGAUCCUGUGGAUAACUCAUUGAUCCCAAUAAUUGGCUUUAUCCAAAUAUGUAUAUGACUGUGUUUUUGCCAAUGUGAUGUGUUUGUCAUGAAGAAAAUAAAUUCUUACU